AUGGCGGUGUCCCUUUUUUCGACAGAAACAGCGACCAUGACAGAAUCAUCGCCCACCCAGACCAUCUCAACACUGGCAAUGACAACACGAUUCACGCCCCCUACAGACUGUGCUACAUCAUGGACAUACGAGCCGUAUUCAUACAACAGCGUCGCCCCUAGCGGACUAAUAAUGCAAAACUGCAACAGCAUCGUGCGCUCGUGCUUCCCGUCCGGCUUCGCCGGGGAGGGCAGAAAGGCGCCUGGCCAAAUAUACAGCCCUGGGUAUUGUCCCAUGGGAUACACGUCCGCAGACGUGGCAAUCAAAGGUCCCGUUACCAGUGCUAUUUGCUGUUUAUCCGAUUACUCGUACACUGCCUCCGUCAUGCACUACAGCAACCUGCCCUCAGCCACAUACGCCGGCUGCACCAGCGAGCUUCACGAAUCCAGCUCGACCAUCGUCUCAGCCCGAGCGAAAGAAAACAACAGAGGCACGCAAGUCCAAGGCCCGAUCGUCAUGUGGGCGCAGCCUAUCACUAUCCAACUCGAGGCCUCAGACCUGAGUCUCUUUGUCCCCGUUACGAGCACAACCGAAUCCUCGUCCGAACCUACCCCCACCCCAAAGCAGACUUCAUCCGAUACCACGCGUUCAACGGGCUCCGCUUCCAGUGCUGCUCAACCCUCUCAAGACGUCACUUCAACAGGAGACUCCGGGUCAAGCGGCCUGUCAACGGGAGCGAAAGCGGGUAUCGGUAUUGGGGCUGCGGUCGGCGGUGUUGCUAUCCUUGGUGUUCUUGCGUUCUGGCUAUUCCGUCGACGGAGUCCGAAAAAGGAUGCUAAUUUGACUUCGAUGGAGACUCCUUAUUAUGAUCCUAAUAAGGCCGGGCCGCCGACCUACGUUGUUCCACGUAAUGCUCGGGGACCACCGGUAGAGUUGGAUAACUCGGAGUAUGGGGCUAGGAAGUAUAUGCCUGAGCUUCAGGGGUGA
Molecule: messenger RNA, 966 nt
Organism: Aspergillus steynii IBT 23096
Lineage: Eukaryota; Fungi; Ascomycota; Eurotiomycetes; Eurotiales; Aspergillaceae
Exons: 2
Coding region: 1-966 (321 amino acids)
Source: RefSeq, a predicted model, not a curated record